CAACAUUCGACGUUCACCUGGUUCAGCAGAUGCGGCAAUUUCACAAGAAGCUUGGUUUCUGCAACGCCUCGUCCCACCAUUUUGCGUAUACUCAUGACCGCACAGGUCUCAUCCACCGGUCUUCUCCGUCGAAUUAUCGCUGAAAUGCUCGCUACCUGCGAAAAUGGCUUCCAAGCGACCCCGCCGAAUCUACGAGUCAGAUGCCCUUGAACACUCCUCCCCAUACACAUUCUAUGGAACUCCAUUACCGCUCCAAGAAGACGGCACUCGUGAAGAUGGUACGUUUGUACCAAUCUGGAAGCAAGAAGUGACGGACGAGCGAGGUCGGAAGCGCUUACAUGGCGCAUUUAAAGGAGGUUUCAGUGCUGGCUAUUUCAACACAGUCGGUUCCAAGGAAGGAUGGACCCCAUCGACUUUCAUCUCCUCGAGACAGAGCCGAGCAAAAGGCGGCCAGUCCUUUCCCCAACAAAAACCCGAGGAUUUUAUGGAUGAAGAGGACUUGGACGAGGCGGACGAACAUAGACGCCUAGAAACGUCAGGGGAUUUCGCUGGUUUUGGUACCGCUCAAGAUCCAACGCGCAGAGAUGCUAUGGUUGAACUAUUCUGCCGAUCUCAAGAUACUAUCGGCGUCAGACUCCUUGGUCGCAUGGGAUGGCGACAAGGCCAAGGUAUCGGCGCCCGAGUUCGACGUUCUACCAACCUCCGGGGAUCACCCGGCUCAGAGCAUUUGUUCGCCCCAGAUGACGUGGAGAUCAUUUCGAUGGCCCAGAAAGCAGACAGAAAAGGACUUGGCUACAACGGCCAUCUCUCCGACGGUGGAGCAAUAAGACAAAGCAUCUCCUCCCCAAGUUUACGAAAAUCUGGUUCUGAGCACUCGUCUGACGAGGAUAAUGGCCGCCUACAACUCUUCAGGCCCAAGGGCAAAAAGCGAGCCCCGAGGUCCAAAAAUGGCAUUGGAGUCGGUAUUCUCAAUGAUGAAGGCUCAGACGAAGAGGACCCCUAUUCGAUCGGUCCCAAGAUAUCGUAUGGCAGGGUGAUCGGCGAGAAAAAGGCUAAAACCAAGGCUAGGGUCCGCGGCCGUGGAGGUACUGCGAACCCAAUCAUAGAGAGCAAAUCCACCUUCACUGCGCAUCGGUUCGGAAACACGAAAACACUGUUGCACAAAGGCCAUGACGGCCGUCUACCACUUGAUGGGUUUGUGCUAGGAGAGACGUUGGACGCAUUUGGUGGCCUGAACAUUAGCGACGAGCGCCGACUACCGCAAGUGGUUCCAGAUAACUGGAAGUCGUCAGUGUCUGUCCUUCCAGAAAGUGAUGGCUCAAGCUAUCGGUCAACCGCUGACGCCGCGAAAACGUCGGAACUGACAGCUAAGUCUCGGGCAGGGCUGCUGGGCGAAACCCAGUUACCUGGAAGAUCAGUGUUUGACUUGAUGACGCCAGAGACCCGCAUGCGUUUGGCCGCUGCAGCUGGCCGGACAGAUCUACCAUCAGCUGAAGUUGUACCCGAAUCUGAGGUUAGAUCUGAAGAUGAUAUGCCCACCUUGAACCCUGAGGUAGCACGGCAAGCACUCCAACGGGAGGUCAAUGGCUGGAUGCCAUAUGCGGAUGAUGAGAAUAAGCGGAACCGUUACCGAGCCUAUCUGGAAUCACAAGCUGAAUCUCGACAGCUCAAGUUCGACCAGCAAUCGCUGAACUGGCGAGAAGGUACAAAUAAAGAGGACUGGAUGGUGGAACUGCAUGAAUUUGCCCGGGCGGCCCAGGUUUUUAGGCCCAUAAGUGGACUGAUGGCUUCUCGUUUCACAUCCUCGACGGCACUUGACCGAGAGAGAAAAAACGAAGCACAAGAGCCACUACUCAGCCUGCCACAGGCGAAGCCAGAGAAUCCGGCAGAAGUUGCAGCCAAAAUGAACAUGUUUGGGGCUUUGACUCGUUCAGUAAUGGCAUUCCAUCCAACCAGGCUGCUGUGCAAGAGGUUCGGAUUGCCUGCGCCGGAUCACUCGAACUACCCAUUGGCGAAUGAUGGUCGUAAUGCGACAGACAAAACAGAGGACGCUAGGGGGUCUGGAAUGCAGUUCAGGUCAUCUGCACCGGCCACGUUCAAGGACAACGCUGGGGCCGAAGCCGCGGAUGACGGCCAGAAACGUCGACCUGACCAGACCAGUAGUUCAAAGGCAUCGAACAAUCAACCACAGGCAGGGAUCCAUGUUCAUCCAACGGCUGUGAACCCUGACGAGAAUGCUGCACUGGAACGAUCAAAGCCCGGCCUGGAAGUCUUCAAGGCGAUCUUUGGCAGCGACGACGAAGACGAUUGACUUUCACUGACACCUAAAGAGACCUGACUUAGAUGUGAAUGUUCUGUCUAUAAAGUACCUACCCUGAUAUGUACGUGAGCUGGCUGUCGUUAGCUUGCUGGCGAUCUCUCACAUGGAGCAAGAGAAAGGCGUGGCGAUUUCUUGCCAUUUUUUAGUACGAGGUUCACGGCCAGUUGUGUCUGUAUUGAAUAAUAAGUAGUGGGCUACCCUAGGUACCUUAGGUACCCGAGUACGCAUAGAGUACCACCAAGGAAAUAAGAGUUCUAUGGCGAUGGCGACG
Exophiala mesophila is the source of this 2591-nucleotide messenger RNA. RefSeq lists its product as uncharacterized. The transcript has 2 exons. Gene Ontology annotation, cellular component: nucleus. Gene Ontology annotation, biological process: mRNA processing. Lineage: Eukaryota; Fungi; Ascomycota; Eurotiomycetes; Chaetothyriales; Herpotrichiellaceae. The coding region runs from base 164 to 2311 and encodes 715 amino acids. The record is from RefSeq and is a predicted model, not a curated record. Gene Ontology annotation, molecular function: RNA binding.